Cryptococcus deneoformans JEC21 is the source of this 1168-nucleotide messenger RNA. RefSeq lists its product as hypothetical. The record is from RefSeq and is a predicted model, not a curated record. Bases 290 to 1114 code for a protein of 274 amino acids. NCBI's taxonomy places the organism in Eukaryota, Fungi, Basidiomycota, Tremellomycetes, Tremellales, Cryptococcaceae. The transcript is spliced from 4 exons.
CUACCGGAUGUUGGCAUACGCUUCAUUCAUCAUGCUUUUUUGUCCUUCACUCAUCACCUACCAUCGUCAUUACCACCGCGAAGAACAGCAGUGUCAGCGUCCCGUGAAGCGGAGUUGAGACUAUCCCCGCACAACCUCCACCUAAUUUGAUGGUCUUCUUUAUUAGCAACAGACUCUACAACGAAUACCACUUCCGAAAUCGCUCUUGUUGAUACUCAAAACCUUCCCGGCUGCUUUGCUCGAAGAGACUCGUACCUACUAUACACAAUAACCCAAAAUUAAUCUCCCAAUGUCUUCCAAAGACUCCGCAUCCAACAGUCCAUUCCUCUACCCCUUUGAUCCUGCUUCUCCCCUCUUCGUCCUUAAAGGUAUACUGGCAACUGGUACUUUUGGCGCUAUUACUGGAGCCUCAAUUGGAGCGCUUCAGUCCAAAAACCCAUACACAUUGGGUACCAACAUGACCAUAAAUAUGUCCAUCGCUGGCUUGGCUUUUUUUACUGUUCGGGAAUAUGUCGUCUCUCCUUUGCUGCUUAUUAUUGAAGCCACACCAUCCCAUUCUAGACGCCUAUUGGAUCUCCAGUUAAGCGAGAGGCAACGUAGCAAACUGCCGCAGGUCGUCUCAAUAGGGCAGAUGCGCACAGACAGGGUGUUGGAUUCAGCUCUCGCUGGAGCUUUGACCGGUGGAGUACUAUCUGCGGCUUUUCGAGGACGUGCAACGUUUGGCAAGGCCGCGUUUACUUCUGCGUUGAUCACCUCCGCUCUGCAGGUGUCAGCCAAUCAACUACGCGUCAUGCGAUUAAGCUAUCUCGCCAAAAGCCAAACCAGGAUGUCGUCGCUCGAUACUGCUUCUCCUUCUGAACAAGAACCAACCGCUACAUUUGACGCCUUGAAAUCAUCCAUGCCCUCUCUUGAACCGACCUCACCACCAUCUUUACCGGAGCGCAUGAUGUCAAAUCUUGCCAAAGUACUACCAGUACGAAAGCUCAGUAACGAAGAGUACCUCGCAACGCUGGAGAAAAAGAGAGCAGAAGUAGAUAAAAGAUUGGAAGAGAUUGCUGAGGAAGAGAUAAGGAUGUACGAAUGGGCCCAAAAACAGCAACAACGGCCUACAUAAUCCUAUGCAUGUCUGACUAGAGGCUCCCCAAACGAUAUGUCAUGAUAAUCUGAG